Leptidea sinapis is the source of this 6280-nucleotide messenger RNA. RefSeq lists its product as uncharacterized. The transcript is spliced from 10 exons. NCBI's taxonomy places the organism in Eukaryota, Metazoa, Arthropoda, Insecta, Lepidoptera, Pieridae. Bases 469 to 4608 code for a protein of 1379 amino acids. The record is from RefSeq and is a predicted model, not a curated record.
CAGUGCGGAGCGUACAUUCACCGGGAGUGGUACUCACGUAGAACAGACCACAGCGACCGUCUGACAGCCUGAAAAAAUUACGUGAAUAUUACAACACACACGAAUUGAUUGUUACCGCGUUACGUUGCGGCAAAAGUUCCCAUCGGCGACCCUAACGAACAAACUCUUGCAUAUCGCCCCCGGCGUAUUGUUUAUGAUUCUUGUUUUAGCCAAGUGAUUUUAUUUUAAAUACAAUUUCAACUACUAGUGGUUUCAACUGUGUUUUGUGUUCAUUUUUAUUUUGAUUUGAUUGGAUUUCACUCGAGCUGCUGAUGUGACGGUUGCAUGCGACUCGUAACGAGUGUGCCAAAGCCAGUGCCAAAAUGGAUUUGAACGUAUACCGACAGACUUUGACGAAUUUAUAAAACGAUUUUUUUUUUGUGAAUCCCCGAAUGUGACCAAUGGUAAAGUGAAUUAAGUGACAGCAAAAUGGGAAGGCGACGCUGGAGAAUAGCUGCUACUUUGACUGCAUUCCUGCUCUUUGUAAUUCAGUACGGGGAUUGUCAAGAUGAAGAAGACUUCUACUACACACCCGAAAGAAACUUUGCUCAAGUACAACCACCUAUAUAUACAAAUAAUCGACCAUCAACAUUUUUUGAACAUGAAAGUUUUAGGGUAGCGCCUUCAGCACAACAACCGAAUUACAAUAAUAAUGAAGGACGUAUUAGAUUUCCGAACCCAAACUAUAACCAAAAUCCAUCACCAUUUCAAUUACCUACAGGCCGAAGUCAAUCUGGUACACAAUAUUAUGUCAACCAACCUGAAGUACAGCCUGCUCAACGACAAAGAUUCAAGCCUGCUCUGCCGUACAAUUUUCAACUAGUACACCCACACCCAGCUUCUACAAAAAGGCCUGAUGUUUCACAAAUACAUUCUGUCGCCUAUCAGAACAAUCCUUCAAAGCCAGAAACAUUUUUAGGGCAAAUAACGUUAAACAAUCCUGACAUAGACUACUUAAAAAACAGUCGUUUUAAAAAUACGCCGUUUGAUGGAAAUAGUCUUAAAAGUAACGGUCAAAGUGGACAUAUUUUACAUGAUGAUGAAAUUGAUAAUGAUGAUAGAGACCUAUUUGACUAUCACAAGGUAACAACAUAUAAUCCCACUAAGCUAGCAAAUCGGCAAAAUAUGAAUUUUAAGCCGAUGGUUCCUCGAUUCUCUCUCUAUAAUAAUUCUGUCGGAGAUGGGAAAAUAAAUAACCCCAGUAUCAUUCCGGCUAAUGAAUAUUUAGUUAAAAAUGUUAAUGUCAAUCAAGUUAAACCAACUGGUAAUGUUUAUCAAAGUUCGUCAACCGAAUAUAAAUCAUUGUUAGAUAUUGAACCUCUUUUGGAAGAUGAUAUAAGUGAUUUAAUUUCAUUUAGAGAAUUAAUGAAAAACAACCAAGAUUCAUUAGAUGUUGAAGUAAUAAAAGCAAAUAAUACCAAAGAUAUCAGUGAUAGCAAACCAGAUGCAAGCUCCAUGAAUACCGAUAAUGCUGUAAAAGAAGAUUCAACUGUUGAGAAAUUAAAGAAUUCGCCAAUUUCGACUACAACUGAUAAAUUAGAAUCGUCGGAAAAAAAUACAGAAGAAUCUGAGAUGCUAGAUAAUGAAGGUGAAUAUGUCGAAUAUUAUGAUGAUGAUGAAAAUGCUGAACCAAAACACACAACUGAAAAUUCAAUGCAUAAUACAUCUUCAGAAUUAGUUACUGAUAUAUAUGAUGAGUAUGAUUCAACAGAAGAGACUGAAACAUCUACUGAAGAGUCUCCUCAAAAUAUAACGAAAUCUUUCGAUGUAUUGGAAAUUAAUGCUAAUAAAUCAAUGAUGGAGGAUGAUAAUUUCAGACAUUUUAAGGACACCCCAGUAAUAGAUCAAAAUGACCCAGAGACAACUGCUCCAAGUUUAAAACUAACUUUUUCUAAUGAAGACUUAUCCUCUGUUGAAUCCCCUUCAAUUAUAAGCCAAGAAGUAGUUUCAGUUGUUACAACAAAAAGUGUGGUAAAUGGUACCAUCUCAAUACCAGAUAUCGUUUAUCCUUCGAGCUCACCCCAAUCUGUGCAUGAAUCGUAUAAUACUUCUGAUGACAGUAACAACGACACGGCUGUCACAACAGAAAGUUGGAUUGUUGUAGCUUCUGUCCAAACAAGUCGCAGUGUCUCAGGUGCAAGAUUUUUACCAUUCCCAGCUGUUGAACCAGUUGAUGAAAAGAAGCAAACUAUUACCGAAGAGGAUGAAGGAAGUGAAGAGGUUGUAACUGAUAACCCAAAGUUAGAUAUUGCAAAUAGUUCUUCUACUGAAAAUAUUAAUGAUAAAUUAGAUAGCAUACAGUCUGAGCUAUCUAGUGCGGUUUUAAAUGGAGAACUCAAUAAUGAAAAUAAAAACAUAGAACUGAUUACAGAAUCAUCAUCUGAGCAUAGCACAACUUCUACCACACCAUCUCCAGUUAAUGUAUUUACAUUAAAGAGCACUCAAAUAUCAACUAAUACCGAAAAAUCUUCACCGGAACCUUUACCCGUAUUUAUUAAAAAAUUUACUCCUCGUGUUACAACAUCAACAACACCAAAACCGAGAAAAAAACCUUCUUUUGUUACCGUUAUGGAUGAUUUAUCUGGUUUGUUACCUCCAGGAUUUAAGUCCAAACUAUCUUUUAAGGAUAAACGUACAAGUACAACAUCAACAACAACAAGAACUACUACUACUACUACAAGCGCGCCUCCAAUACCUUCUGUAGAGAAAAAUAUUAUUAACGCCACACAAGGCCGCUCAUCUGGUAUCAGCUCGAAGAAUAAAGUUAUAAUUUUAGAUGAUAAAUCUUUAUUGCCAAAAGAAUAUAGACCAAAAGAAAAAAUACCAGAAGAUUUAUUUAAAAAAAUUCAAAAAGAUGACAUUAACAAAUUUCUGCCACCUGGCUAUACUCCACCAAAUGGAGAAACUCCAGAUGAACCCACAAUUUUAAAUUCUAAGCAAGACAACAAAGUCACUACGGAGAGAGUGUCCACAUCAACUACUACAAAAGAAAAAAUAAAACCAAGUCUAAAACUACCUUUAGAUACAGUUCCUGUGGACAUAUCGUCGUUCUUACCACCUGGUUUUUCGUUAAAUAGUAGUCAGACUGAAGAACCUAUCACGAUUACCAAAUUGAAAAUUACUGAUAUUAAGAAUUUACUUCCUCCAGAAUUUAACUUGAAUGAGUCUCAAGAAACUACAACACAAAGUCCAAGUACACAACCUUCUGGGAACUUUAAGCUUGUAUUCCCAUCAAGACCUGGCAAAGGCACUCGAAAACCUAUUCCUCAAAAAUCUAGUAUGGGUCCAGUUCCAGUGACACCGAAAAUACAAAAAGGCUGGCCCACAAGGUCUGCAACAGAGUUCACAGGUUGGCCUUCCCCAUCAACCACGCCAUUUUCGAUAGAACGCUUACUAGAAUUACAAAGAAACUCUACAUCUACAACACCUUUACCUGAAAUCGUAACCGAAGCGACCACACGUCGUAUUGCAACAUCCACAACAACUCAAGCCCCUCCACCACCAACCACUCCUGGUGUUUGUCGCCAAGAGUGUGAUAUUGCUGCAACCAUAAAAAUCGUAGCUGGAGUCAAUUGGGUUCCAGAGUUCUUGGAUCAACACACAAAGGAGUGGAAAGAUUUAGCACAAGAUGUUAAAAAUGAGCUCAAUUCUGUCUAUUCAAAGUCUGACCUGCUAAGUAAAUGGUACAAAGGUAUUCGUAUAGAUGGAUUUAGUCAAGGCUCAGUACUCGUCGAUUACUUCAUCGAGCUAAAUAACGUUGAAGAGAAAGUUGACACAGUGCAACUUAAAAAACUCUUUCACAAGUCCCUUCAUGAAGCGAAGCCAGGUUCCGUUACAGAAGAAGAAGAAUUAAAGCAAAGUUUGGAUCUUGAUGCUAUGCAAGGGGAUCAACCUGAUGAAGAAAGGUUAGGAAAGAGUGAUGAAAAAAUGACUAAAAUUAUUGAUAAAUCAGCGGGGAAAUUGGAAAUCGGAAAAUUUGUCAUGGAUCCUGCAUUUACUGAAUUUAUAGUUUUACCAAAAAGAGAAGAAUCUACUAUUAUUGAACAAGAUGAGGAUUCGCUACUACCACAGUGGGGUAUUGCAGUUAUCGUUAUAGCUAUGGCUUCAUUACUCUUUGUUGUGAUCUUCGGCGUAACUGUGCUUGUAAAUCGCCAAAAGAGUACGAAAACGAAACAACCCAUACCUCUGAGUGAAGACAUGUUGAGGGAGUUAGAUAAGAGUCACAUGGGAGGAUUUGAUGACAUACACCAAUUGAAAGAAAGAGAUCUCCCAUAUUUACCAUCGGGGAAGCGCAUGUCCUCAGCGUUCAUAGAACAGCUGGCGUACCCAAAUCCAGGUGACUCCUGGCGGUCAGAGUGGACGCCUCAACUCCAGAAGUACAUGCAACACUACACCCCGGAUUCGGGCAGAGGUUCCCAAAUAUACGGAGCAACUGGAAAUGGCUAUGGAUAUGGAGGAUCCCAGCUCUAUGGUCAAACUGGUGGGGGGUCUCAAGGAUAUGGGUACACAGGAGAAUACCCUCGUUCAGGCUACUCCAGACGACGCUCUGAAUACGACAGCAAUUUCUAGAAUACCUCAUGUAAAAUGAUAAAUCCCUUGACAAUAUCUUCUAAAACCUCAACUUAGAAUACAUUCUGUUUAAAAUUGAAUAAUUGUUUUAUAUUUCAUCUAUGUACUGAUAAAGAAAAGCGGUACUCAUAAUCCCUUUAUAGUUAUUGUAAUUGGUAUAACAGCUUAAUUACGUCUGUAAACCAAAAUAAUUAUCUAUGCUCUAUAUAAAAUAUUUGUAGGUAAAUCUUUUACUGUUUACCAAGUUAGUACUUUAGUAAGUGGUUGUGAUACCUAUAGAUGCUUCUUACUUCAGUUUUUGGACAUUAAAUUAACGCUAAAACGUUAAAAAUAAUAAUUAAUCCACAAAUAAAAUUUGAGAAACAAAAUUUUAUGAACGAUGCGGGACUUGAACCCACGAUCUCCGGCGUUCCGUGCUGUCCUGUAGAUGAUGCCACAACCUGAGAGUUGAACAAAGCAAACAAGAUUUUAUAAUGAGGCGUUACUCGAACGGUUAGCUCAGUUGGUUAGAGCACCGGCACGGAACGCCUGAGGUCGUGGGUCCAAGUCCCGCAUCGUUCAUAAAAUUUUGUUUCUGAAAUUUUAUUUGUGUGUUAAUCCUAGAAGUGAGGGGUAUCACUUUAAAAACAUAACAUAUUGCUAUUAAUCAAUCCAUUAUUUGGGUUGAUAAAAUUAAUUACGAACUACAUUUCUUAUUAUUAGAUAAAGGAAUUGUAAUUGAAUUAGAAUUGUAAUAGAAUAUUCAAAUAACAUUAAUUGUAAUAGUUUAAAAAGAAGGCGAAAUUUGUAAUUUUUAUUUAAUUGUAUUUUAAAAUAUAAUUCGCAGGCCUAUAUAAAUAAUUGUGCCAAUAUAAACCCUCUGUAUUUUCUCUGUAAUUGUAACCAUUAGAUAAGUGUUCAACAAACUAUAUUGAAUUAAUACAAUCUGCCAAAUUGAAUAUUUGUGACUGAAUUUGAGAAUACAAUAGCCAAAUUGAAUAUUUGUGACUGAAUUUGAGAAUACAAUAGCCAAAUUGAAUAUUUGUGACUGAAUUUGAGAUGUAAAUAAAUAGUUUAAGAACUCACCAGUAAAAUAAGUGAAAUUCGGAGUAAACAUUAAUGUAUUUGUGUAGAUAAAUUUGCAUACCUAUAUUUGCUCAGAAUCGUUAGCAAUUGAGAGCGUAAAACGCAUUUUUGUGCCAAAUAUCCGAUAAUCUGUAAAUAUAGUGUGACUAUCGGAUCGUGGCGUUUGUGCGUGGCUUACUGCCAAUAAUAUGCCACCACAAACGUUUUCAUUAACGUUAAUUACAUUACAAACACAAUCAAUGUUUGAGCAUGUUUAUAUUGAAUUUGGCUCUCACUGAAUUCUAAUGUUUUCCCAAACUAUUUGAAUUACUGUCAAUUUGUACGAGUAACUAGUUUUAGAUCGUAACGUAAUAGUUAUAAUAAUAGAUUAUUAAAUUAUUUGAUUAUAAUGAAACAUAAUUUUUGUGUUUAGUAAUUUACUGAUGUUGUAAUUUUAUUAAAUAUUAAACAUUUUACUUAUAAUUAGUGUAACCUAAGAUAACUGCAUGAACAUUUGUGUAUAUAGAAUUUUUGUACAUGUAGAAUUUUAACUUAACAAUAAUUAAUAGAACAUAGAAACAAAUACGUAUAGAUUAAGGAGAUCAAUAUAGAUAUAUGUACUGAAAAA